AUGGCGGAAGUCGGCCGCAAGCGCCCAAGUGAAAGCGAUGGAGCUGCGACUAUGCGCAAAAAGUUGAGGCCAUCGGAACUCCCGCUUUCCCAGGCGAAGCGAUCGGCCAUCGACAGCCUGGUGCACAUGUUCCGUAAGAAGGGCGCAUACGACGACAUACGCAGAGACUUGAUGAAGCAAUAUGUGUCAGGACCUGCUAAGGAUGAACUGCAAGCCGCUCUCAAGGAGCUCGUCGACCGCGAAACCGACCGUAAUCCCUCGCUGCUGUCCAAGGAUCCCCGAAUGGCCACUACACUUAUAGAAGGCGCGGGUGAGCGCAGCGACAUCUACGGCAACAUUAUGAACACGGUCAACACUCUGCUGGAUAAACUGAUUGAUGAGCAUGGCGUACCGAAAAUGCGCGAGUACCGCAUUGCCGAAAUAGGCGCUGAGGCUGCUGCCGAAGAGGAGAAGCGAGGCAGUAAGAGCGAAGAGGAAUGGGCUAAAGAAGCAGACGCUCGUCGAGAGAAGCGUGAAGCCCGGAGAGAAAAGGAGUUGGAGGCAGAGCGCGAGAGAGAACGCGAGGAGAGGGCAAAGAAGGAAGAGCGUAAGCGCCGCGAGAAGGAAGAGGACGAAGCCCGUGAGAAGGCGCGACAAGAGGAGAAGGAGCGCAGGCGCAAGGAGCGUGAAGAGCGCGACAAGGAAGACGAAGAGCGCCGACGCAAGGACCGAGAGAGAAUCGACAAAGAGAGAGAAGAGGAGCGUCUACGUCGCGAGAAGGAACGAGAGGAGCACGAGAAGAGCCGAGAAGCCCGUCUCAAGAAGAUCCGCGAAGAAGACGCUGAGCGAGAGCGCCGCCUACAAGAGGAGCAUGACCGAGAUCGCGGCGGUCGCCAUCGCAGUGGUCGUGGCCGUAGCAGGACUCCCGAUCGUGAAAGGGACCGGCGUGGACGAGACAGGAGCAGGCGAAGGAGCAGGUCAAAGACCAGGUCGCCUGAACGCCGUCUGUCGAUCAAGCCUGAAGACAUCAAAGUUGACGAUGAGACUGCAUUGGCGCUCCUGCUACAGGAAAGUGAGCAGAUGAAGAAUUCACGACAACGGAGGCCUCUGCUUCCGCGAUCAGAAUCACUGGAACCACCUAUGCGAAAAGCUCAGCCUCCCAAGUCGCUCGUUCCCCGCGAUCCCGUGAAGGCUCGACUGGACAGGCUUGACAGCAGACCUGAAAGGUCACCCAGCAAAGACGCAAAGUCCCCCGCUCCAGGUACGCCAAAUGCGGCUGCGAAGGACGAAGAUACCACUAUGACAGAUGCCCCAUCCGCAGCAGAGGCGGCUAAGGGCCGAUGGGAUGACAAGCGACCUGAGUUACCGAAGCGUGACAGGUCCCGUAGUGUCGCGCGCAGCACGAGGGAGCGUAGCAGAAACCGAUCGCAGUCCCGCGGAAGUCGGUACGACAGGCGUGGCUCGCGCUUCGACGACGACCGCCGUUCCCGACGCGACGAUGAUAGACAUUCCUACCGGCCCUCAAAUGACGGUCGACGACGCGAUCGCGACGACCGAGAUGAGAAACCGUCCCGUCGCGAGAGUCGCAGUCGCUCACGAGAGACUCACACCAGCCGCCGCAAGUCACGCUACGAAACGUGCAGUCCGUCGCCACCUCGAGAGGAGCGUCGCAGAGAUAGAGAACGUUCCCGCUCACGAGGCGGCCGACGUGAGCGCGAGAGAUCCCCUGCAUCCGGGCGCCGCCGUCGCUCCAGAAGCCCCGAGAACAUCGACCGUUAUGUACCCGGUGGCGGUGGAGGUGCUGGCAGUGGCAGUGCUCGGAAGCGCGAAGACAGCCGUGACCGCAAGCGCGACGACAGUCGGCCUCGCAAGCGUGAUGAUAGCCGUGACCGCGCACGAGGCUACAGGGCCCGAGACUAUGAUCGUUGGGAUGGUGGUAGAGACCGUGGUAGUAGGCGUCUGGAGUCUGAUUGCUACCAACCUGGCGGUGCUCCCGCUGCUGAGGCCGAGGAUAAAGAUCGCGAGCGCGAUCGCAAGCCUAGGGAGAGGAGUCGCGAGCGCAGCAGAGAUAGGGGACGUGAUGAUAGGGAUAGACGUAGGCGAAGGAGCCGCAGUGCGAGGAGCCGUAGCCGGGACCGACGUCGCUGA
Molecule: messenger RNA, 2127 nt
Organism: Alternaria conjuncta
Lineage: Eukaryota; Fungi; Ascomycota; Dothideomycetes; Pleosporales; Pleosporaceae
Exons: 2
Coding region: 1-2127 (708 amino acids)
Source: RefSeq, a predicted model, not a curated record